UUAUUAUUAUAAUCAAGGGGAAGCGCUAAACCCGUAGGAUUAUACAGCGCCGGGGGGGAUGUGGAAGGCAUUCAGGCUUAAUUACUGGAGCACAGAUCCAAUUCCCUAAAUCAAGAGCCCCUCACCAACUUCAAGGAACCUUCCGUGAGGGGUCUCAUGUUUAGAGUCAACACCAAGGAUCACUAAUGCCACCUUUGAAGUCUGUUGAUCGGUUGGAGAAGUUAUGUAGCUGGAAAAUAGCAAAUCACUUGUUUGGCAUCUUGUCAUCCUGGUACAAGGCUGAAAAAGGAGGUAAAUGCACCAUUGAUUUGAAUAAUGCAAGUUUUGACAGUGAAAAUGGUGUUGGACCUGACAUUGUAGAUGGGAAACUAGAAACUUUCGAUUUUAUGGAUUAUAACUCUGAACAAAACGAUGAUGAUAAUGCAAAGGAUGAAUGGUAUAUCAAACACUUGACUUACAAUAAUGUAUUUGAGGAUGACAGUGACAGUGAAAAUUCUAGAACUGGCAUUUUCACUCCAGUUCCCCAGCAGUAUAGAACAGUCAAUGCUGUUACACACUGGUUAGCCAGAGAAGUUAGAGACUUUAUGAUAUGCCACUUAGCUCCUAGAUUCCAUGAAGAAAUUUUAGCAACUGUGAUAAAUAUGAUCGCAUCCAGAAUUGAAAUUCCUAGACCAAAAGAAAAGUUGCGAGUUUAUGAAGAGGACUUGGACUUUCUUAAAACUCUAGGCUUUCUUUUAAGUGUGUGCUUAAGAUGUCUGAUGACAAAGGGUGUUACAGCCUUGGAUCUUUCUCAUGUUUCACAUUUAUUGAAGAGAUGGAGAUUGGUUUGCUCAGGAGGGGGAACCAAGAGAAAUGGUGAAAUUUGUGUGAGCCCAUAUUUUGACAUAUUUGGUUAUGCAUUUGAUGUUGCUGUUUCAGGAUUAAGGACAUUAAAGUUUAUUAAACUGCCUCAUUUUGUUCAUAAUAGUUUUGUAAGGAAAGUUGCAUACCUGUGCCCCAACCUAGAAAUACUUAUUUUACGCUGCUCGGCAGAUUGUGCCAAUCCAAAGCAUCAUGUCCCAGUUGUUACAAAUGUUGAAGUUCUUUAUGGGGAAUCUGUAGUUUGUCCUGAUGGACAGGUGAGAAUAAUACCUGGGUGCAGAGAUCUGGUGACUCUUGCAUUACCGGAGGGUGUUGAAACAUUAGAUGUUACCAGUGAUGCUAUUGAAAUGUUAACAUAUAUGCCAAAACUCGAAUAUCUUGUUGGUGUGCCUAUGAUUUAUGUAACAGAAGAAUUUGAAGAAAUUUUUGAAACACUACCUGUAGCACCUAAGCUAACCAAUUUUCACCAUGGUGCUUACCCAAAAUCCAAUUGGCCUUCAUUUGUUUAUGAAGAAUCUUUGUUGGAGCCAAAUCCAGAAUACUUGGCUAGAGUUUUUUCACAAGUUAAAGAAGUUGGAAUUUAUGCUCCAACUGAAGUAACAGAGAAGGUUUUAAAGAGUUUUUCAAAAGCUCAAGACAUCACCAUUUUUACAGAUGAUUUUGAAGUCCAUGGUAAAUACUUGAAAAACUUGACAUCACUUGAUAUCAAUGUAGGAUAUCAAGAGGAAUGGCCUAUCCUUAUAUCUCUUAGCCAAACUUCUCCAAAAUUGGAACAGUUAACACUUAGAUCAUUUUCACUGCAGAUUAGCGACAUUCAUGAUCAAAAGCCUUGCUUUCCCUUGCUACGUACACUCAAAUUUCAUGGCCAGAAUGUACUUCAGGGUGAUGCUCUACUCACCUUCAUUGGUGGUUGUCCACUUCUCACAACCUUUGUUCUUUCAAUGAUCACAGAUGAGGAUGGUGAAGGUCAGUUGGAUGAUGACAUACUGCUACGAGCUGCACCAUUGUUGCCUAACAUUCAAAAAUUUAUUUAUAAAGUUCAGAGUGCUCUGAGAACAAUGGACGGUAUACCCUCAAGUCUUACAAUGAAGUCUUGUGAUGCCUUAAUUAAUGCAUGUCCACAGCUUACUCACAUUGGACAAAUGGAGACCUGGAAAGUAACCAAGUCUGAAAUAGUCAUGUUACAAGAGAAACUCAGAAAGAGAAACUGGGAUUUAGAGAUUGUAUGACAUGUUUAAGGAUUCAGGGAAACCGGCAGGCCGGACUUGAGUCCUGGAGAUGGGAAGUACAGUGCCUGCACUCUGAAGGAAGGGUGUUAAUGUUGCAGUUUUAAAACUGUAGUGUAAGCGCACCUCUGGCAAGACAGUGAUGGAGUGAAUGAUGCGAAAGUUUUUCUUUUUGGGCCACCCUGCCUUGGUGGGAGACGGCUGAUGUAUUAAUAAAAAAUAAAAAUAAAAACAAUGCCAAGCAAGCAUUUUAUUUUAGCCAACAUCUCAUUCAGGACUUGAUAAAGCAAAGACUUGCUUUAUAUUACGUGUUGUGAUGUUUACCUGAUCACCAUGUGUAAGACUGCCAGAGUUUCUAGUGUUAAAUCUUCUCUUGCUAGAAUGAUCUAUAAAUACAGAAAAAUUUGUUUUUGUUAGAAUUGUCUAGUAAUACACUACCUUCAUAAUAAUAGUUCUUAUAAUUAUUGUAAAUGAUAUACAACAUGUUUUUUGUUUUGGUCUGCCUUUUGUGCCAUAUAAUGCACAAAAUACUGUAUUUAUGCAAUAAAUGAAAUUUUUAUUUA
This is a messenger RNA of Cherax quadricarinatus, 2650 nucleotides long. RefSeq lists its product as uncharacterized. The record is from RefSeq and is a predicted model, not a curated record. Lineage: Eukaryota; Metazoa; Arthropoda; Malacostraca; Decapoda; Parastacidae.